AACCAAAAUAUCGGCGGUCGUAUCGCGACAGUUUGUUUCUUUGGAAUGGCUAAGACAUUUUGCCUCUUCGGUGCGUUCAUACUGUCUCUAUUAUGUACCUCGAUUUCCGAUGUUGAUUCAUCAAAUGAUGCUGUUCAUGAUUUGGUUAAUUUGCUGCCAGUGACAGAUAUCGUGAUUCGUUCCGCCCAUAAUUAUCUUCAGGAGCAGGAACAGCGAUUGGCCAAUCUCAGAAAGCAUAUUGGAGAUUAUUUAAGGGAACACGAAAGAGCAAUACACAAGGUGUCCCAAAAUUUAAGUGCAGCAACUCAAGAAAUUUCCAUUACUAAUGAUCAGGAGAUGGAGGAGGGAACUGAUGAAAUUGACCUCUCUAAUAAAUAUGCGUUUGACGGAAUAAAGUUCAAAAAACUCUGCAGAGGAGAAUUUUUACUACACGCUGAUAUUCAGAAAAAAUUAAAAUGCCGAUACGUCGAUCACGGUAUUCCUUUUCUGAAAAUAGCACCUUUCAAAGAAGAAGAGGCCUAUCUUGAACCCAGAAUUGUUGUCUACCACGAAGUAAUUUACGAAGAGGAAAUAAAGACUCUCAAACGAUUGUCAGAGUCCGAGUUGGAAAUUGCAAAAACGAUAGACGCUACAACUGGUGAAAGUUUUGUUUCUGAACAAAGAAGUGCCAAGUCUGCCUGGAUUGAAGAAGGAGAAAAUGAACAUUUAAAGCUUCUGAAUCGUAGAGUGGAGCAUUUGACAGGCUUAACGGUAAAAUCAGCCGAGGAUCUACAAGUUGCUUAUUACGACGUCGGGGGCUAUUAUAUACCACACUUUGAUUUUUUUGAUAAUUAUCACCUUUUUCCAUCAGAAGAUGGAAAUCGCAUCGCCACGAUUCUGUUUUAUAUGAAUGACGUCGCGAAAGGAGGUGGCACAGCUUUCCCUGAGUUAAAUUUUACCGUAUGGCCUAAAAAAGGUAGCGCAUUAUUUUGGUACAAUCUUAAAAGAAAUGGAGAAGAAGAUAAGUUCCUUUUACAUGGAGCAUGUCCAGUACUUUCUGGAACAAAAUGGAGUAAGUUUUUUCUUUAAAAUAAAUCUGGGGCCAGGUUUAAAUUUCAUAAAAAUUUCUUUAUUUAUCU
Messenger RNA from Belonocnema kinseyi, 1118 nucleotides. RefSeq names its product prolyl 4-hydroxylase subunit alpha-2-like. Gene Ontology annotation, cellular component: endoplasmic reticulum. The transcript has 8 exons. Gene Ontology annotation, molecular function: iron ion binding; procollagen-proline 4-dioxygenase activity; L-ascorbic acid binding. NCBI's taxonomy places the organism in Eukaryota, Metazoa, Arthropoda, Insecta, Hymenoptera, Cynipidae. Gene Ontology annotation, biological process: peptidyl-proline hydroxylation to 4-hydroxy-L-proline. The record is from RefSeq and is a predicted model, not a curated record. Bases 46 to 1068 code for a protein of 340 amino acids.